AGCAACGCAGAAGCCUCUAGAGAGAGUGGUUUCACAGAGAGCUUUGCAAAUGGGUAUUUUAUUUUCAUGCCAAAUUUGUAUGGUGGGUUUUACCUGUGGAGUUUGCCUCACGUCUCUGUUUCUGGCUGCUCUUGCUUCUCUGGGCAGUUUUGGGUUUGGUGGGAUUUCAUAUUCUUCCAUUUCUAUGGGGCUUACUUCUUGGAAUGCAAGUUCGGAGAGGAUGAAUUACAAUCAGAAUGUUGAGUCGUUACAUGAAAGAACUACUGGGAUUUGGUCAAAAUUUGGCGGAGAAUGAAGAAUGGAAUGAUGAAAAUGAUCAAAGGGUAUAUUUGAAGCAAACUAAAAGUUCCAAUGACUUUUGAUUUUUUGUAAUUAGAUCAGUAAUUAGCUUCCCAAAACAUGCUUCAAUUCGAAGCUAGUCCUCCCUUUUAGACUUGUAAAUUAUGUUGUUACGAGUACGGACUGCAAACUUAGACUAAAAGAGAGUGAAAGAUGGGUGGAUUGUCAGUGAAGUAAGACAGAUACUGAUGAUGAGAGAGUUUCAUCACUGUUUUCAGCAUGGGGUGCUUUACUAACUCAGUCAGUAGAUGGGGAAAACAAGUUAUUUCAAAGGCUUAGAGUAAGGAAGUCCAGUGUUCCAAAUGCCCCUCAUCUGGAGAAUUGCAGAUUGAGCGCAUAAGUAAAUAGGCGUCUUGACAAACGGGCCGGAAAUGAGAGCUUCCCUUCAUGGACUAGUUGGAAGGGAUUUUUAAUGUUUAUCCAGCAUCUGUAGCUAAUGAGCAAAUUGGGUGGUACCUUACGCAUCAAGCCAUAUCUGAAGGUGCUUAUCCUCCAUGGGAUCUCUUGCAGAUUUCCGGAUCAGAUGAAGAAAACUAUCCUCUUAAUAGGAAAGUGCGGCGUGACAUAUGGAUUCAUCGGCAUCCAAUAAAUUGCCAUGAUCCUAAUGUAAAAUUUCUUGUGGCUGACUGGGAAAGGUUGCCUGGCUUCGGUAUUGGAGCCCAGAUUGCUGAAAUGGCAGUGCUUCUCGCUAUUGCAAUCAAUGAAAAAUGGUUGCCAUUGUGAUUUAUCAAUAAGGAAAUAAGAGGGAACUCAAAAUAAGACAGCAGAGAAUAAGCAACUAAUUUUCCCUCUCACCACAGCUCUCUCCAUCCUUCAACGUUUUAUUGUUCUAUCAUUGAAUUGAUAAUUUGAUAGCACACUAGAAGCAAACAAACUUGUUGAUGUUAUUUUGGACUGGCAAGAUUUCUUAUUUCCUCAAAGAAAACAAGCUCACUUGUUAUAACAGGGACCAUUGGCUAUGUUGCACCAGAAUAUGGGAUGGCCAGAAAGGCAUCUAUGGCAGGUGACAUGUUCAGUUCUGGAAUUCUCUUGUUGGAGAUGAUUACAAGGAGGCGGCCAACUGAUGAAAUAUUCGAAGAUGGCCUGAACCUCAACCAAUUUGCCAAACUAGUAUUGCCAGAACGCGUGAUGGAUAUUGUUGAUGCUUCAUUGCUGCAGGAAGUUCAAAAUAUAGACGAAAAUGUUGGGAACACUCGAAGAAGCAGUAGAGAAAGGAGAGUCAGUAUCAAGGAUAGUCAAUCAUUAAAAAGUAUGAAUGAUGAAUGAUGUUGUUGUUGCAAGAAUAGGAGUUAUUUGCUCAAUGGAGUCUCCGAAUGAUCAAAUGGAGAUGAAUGAUGUUGUUGCAGAAUUAUGAGGAAUUAGAGAUAAAUUUCUUGGUAAUUAUAGAUUCAGAUAUAUGAUCAAAUUACUGGCAAUUUGACUAGCCAUGUGUCAUGUAUCCUUGUGUAACAUUUUCAGAUGAUAAAGAAUGCAAAGUAGUAGAACAUUUCUAUUCUUGACUUGCUUCUUCCUUACUAAAAUUCAGAACAGAAA
Molecule: messenger RNA, 1872 nt
Organism: Rubroshorea leprosula
Lineage: Eukaryota; Viridiplantae; Streptophyta; Magnoliopsida; Malvales; Dipterocarpaceae
Source: the annotation of a GenBank genome assembly